GCCGAUACACUCUUGGGAGCCAAAGCAGAGAUGGGGUGGUUCUUUCGUGAGAGGAGAGGACCCCCAUGGAAGCAAGGGUGGAUGGAGCAGGUCCUGUCCUCGAGCUCCCUCCCUCCUCCCUCUCUUGUCCUCAUCUUCGCGAUCGUGAUGCUCUUCCUCUUUCUCUCAUGGCACAUAGACUACCGGACUCAGCUGCGCCGCACCGAGGUCGGCUUUCGCCUCCUCCUCUUCCUCCUCCCCGUCGCGCUCAUUGUCGUCGCCCGUUUCAUGCUUUUGGAUGGCAGGUUCUUGCUCCGGCUGCCGCGGCCUGAGCAGGAGUCGAUCCACCGGGCCGGCAGCUCGCCAUGGGGGGUGGCGCUGCUGCUGCUCGUGCUCUUGUUGAUGAUCUCCUAUCAGUCUUCCUUCCACUCUCAGUGGUUCCGCCCGUUGUGGAGGGUGGAUUAGCAUUUUAGCGUCAAGGGUGUACAGUUAUCAUCAUCAUCAUCAUCAUGCGUCUCUCCUAAUUUUAGCUUUUAUUACAUACAUAUACGUAUAUAUGUAUGUAUGUAUGUAUGUAUAUCCAAACCACCUGGUUUUGUAACUACAAAUAAACCGUACAUGGAGGUGUGAUGGAGUUUGUAUUUGCCACUUGGGUGUGCGAAUGACCACAGAUGUUAUGCUUUCAUAUUGGCCCAAUUUCAAGUUUAUAAAUCAGCUGGAACUUAUAAUCUUGGUGUU
Messenger RNA from Phoenix dactylifera (date palm), 717 nucleotides. RefSeq lists its product as uncharacterized. The record is from RefSeq and is a predicted model, not a curated record. Lineage: Eukaryota; Viridiplantae; Streptophyta; Magnoliopsida; Arecales; Arecaceae.